AUGCGGUUUGCAGCUGUGCUUAGGAAACCUUCCACUCAACGCGCGAAUGGUCCGUGGCUAACUAGUUCUCACCUGGUAAAUCAAGAGUUGGUACCACAUUGGAAAUGGGCACGACUAAUAAAAACCUGCUCUCUUACGGGUUAUGAACACGUCUUCUCCAAAGAGGACUCAAAUUCUGUCACUGCUGCUGGGAUGGAUUUGCCAGCUGGACUCCACGCACUAAAAAUCAAGUGUCGUUUUUCCACACCCAGCACCAAUACAUUAUUUACACGGUGUGCAAACUGUAACAGCGUGUUAGAAGACCUGCAGGAUCACCUUUACACAAGCAUUAGGAGGCACUGCUCAACAACUUUUCUGUGGCUGGAGCAGGAAAAAGAUGUGCAUAACUUGGCAAAACUAGAGAACGGCUUCUCCUUGCAGCUGGAGAAAAGUAUUGAAGAAAAAGUAGUUCUGUAUGGGCAUUUAGCUGAAAAAUCCUGCUCUUGUCAGUUGUCCCUAGGCAUUCCAGAAGUCCCUCACGGGAAAGCAAGUGAGUGUGCAAAGCAGCAUCGCUGUCACUGCUGUGUGCAAAAGACAGAAACUUGGAUUAUCACUUGCUUUUGUCUUCAACUACUCCUACUUAACCCUCUUGUGAAAGCUCAGAGUUCCUGCGGGAAUCCAGUGACAGAUGAUGUGAAUGACAUUGCAAAAUUGGUUGGAAAUCUCCCAAAUGAUUAUAUGAUAACCCUUAGAUAUGUCCCGAAGAUGGAUAGUCUGCCUGAUUACUGUUGGCUGAAUUUGAUGGUGCCUGAAUUUUCAAAGAGUCUACAUAGUCUGCUCCAGAAAUUUUCAGAUAUUUCAGAUAUGUCUGAUGUUUUAAGCAACUAUUCAAUCAUCAAUAAUCUCACAAGGAUAAUUAAUGAUCUUAUGGCAUGCCUAGCUUUUGAUAAAAAAAAGGAUUUUGUAAAAGAAAAUGGUCACCUUUAUAAAGAAGGUCGCUUUAUUCCUGAGGAUUUUUUUAGGCGCUUUAAUAUUACCAUUGAGGUCUACAAGGAGUUUGCAGACACAUCGGAUAAGAAUGACUGCAUUCUGCCUUCAACAGUAGAAACACCAGAGAAUGAUUCCAGAGUCGCUGUCACAAAAACAUUUUUGUUUCCUCCUGUUGCUGCCAGCUCCCUUAGGAAUGACAGCAUUGGCAGUAACACUAGCAGUAACAAAGAGGUACUUGGCUUCAUUAGCAGCUCCAGCCUGCAAGGCAUCAGCAUAGCACUGACAUCAUUGCUGUCUCUUCUUAUUGGCUUUAUUUUGGGAGCCAUAUACUGGAAGAAAACACAUCCCAAAUCCAGACCAGAAAGUGGUGAAACUACACAGUGUCAUGACUGUCAAGAGGAAAAUGAGAUAAGUAUGUUGCAGCAAAAAGAAAAAGAACAUCUACAGGUGUAG
Egretta garzetta (little egret) is the source of this 1422-nucleotide messenger RNA. It is a transcript of the gene KITLG, whose product is annotated as KIT ligand. The record is from RefSeq and is a predicted model, not a curated record. Gene Ontology annotation, cellular component: plasma membrane. The transcript is spliced from 12 exons. Gene Ontology annotation, molecular function: cytokine activity; stem cell factor receptor binding. Lineage: Eukaryota; Metazoa; Chordata; Aves; Pelecaniformes; Ardeidae. Bases 1 to 1422 code for a protein of 473 amino acids. Gene Ontology annotation, biological process: cell adhesion; positive regulation of cell population proliferation.